AUGAAUAACCCUCAAAAUAUGCUUAACAAGCUAAUAAAGAAUUUGGAUUAAAUUAUCGAAUAAAUUGAUAAUCACUUUAAAGGGAUAGUUUACUAACAUGCUUAAGCGACAAUAUUAAUUUAAGAAUUCAAUUAAGAAUUAGGAGAAAAGGCAUGGAAAAUUUAAUUUUGGGAUUUGAUAAAAGAAUUGAAUAAAUGGAUUUAAGAAGGCAAAGAAUUUAUCUUGAAAUUAGAUUCAAUAAAUUUACCGAAAAUUUAGUAGUAAAAUUUAAUUGAAUAAUCUAUUAAUUUAUCAUAGAGUUCUAAUUAAAGGUUAUUACAAUCAGAUGCGCCGAAAUUGCUUGAUUAAUUUAUUGAAAAUUUAGAUUUUCUAUCUGCGACUAUGUAAAUUGAUUUAGACUAUGUAAAUUAUCCUGAAAGUUAAGAAGCUUUUUAAAAAGAGUAUAAUGUAUAAAAACUAGAUAAUCAAAAUAAAUGCGCAUUGAUUCAAGGAUAUUAAAGAGUAAGAGGAGAUGGAAAUUGUUUUUACACUUCAUUUUUCUAUUAAUACUUAAAAAUUUUGAUUUAAAGUAAAAACAAAAGUUUGUUAGAUGAUUUUAUUAAAAAGACUAAUGAAUUAAGCUUAAUCUUAUUUUUUAAUGAACAAUCUUUAAUAAAACAUUUCUUAGAACUGUAAAUAAAGUAGUAUUUUUUAAAAAUAAUAAAUGAGCUAUUAUAAAACCCUAGCAAAAUAAUUUUCUAUUUUUCUAAAAGUAAUAAAGUUUUUUAUACUUGUGCUAUAAUAAUAUUUCGUAAUUAUGUCCAUGAGAUUUAUUAAUAAAAUUAAGUGAUGUUAUCUAAUUUCCUUCUUGAAGACCUUUAUAAUGAAAUCAUAACAUGGUAACAAGAAUGUAAUACAAAUUAAGCAAUAAUAUAGAUUCUUUGUCAAGAAUUAAAUCUGUAAAGUUUUCAUUAAAUGUAGUUAGGUGAAUUUAUAUUUUUUUAAUCAUAAUAGCGUUGAUAUUUAGAUAUAUAAUCAAUAAGGGAAUUUAAAUUAGAUAAAUCUUCUUUUUAGACCAGGACACUAUUAAAUAGCAAUUUGUGAUUAUUAAAAUUAUAAUUAUUGA
Messenger RNA from Paramecium sonneborni, 1105 nucleotides. The record is from the annotation of a GenBank genome assembly. Lineage: Eukaryota; Ciliophora; Oligohymenophorea; Peniculida; Parameciidae.